Molecule: messenger RNA, 759 nt
Organism: Marasmius oreades (fairy-ring Marasmius)
Lineage: Eukaryota; Fungi; Basidiomycota; Agaricomycetes; Agaricales; Marasmiaceae
Exons: 2
Coding region: 1-759 (252 amino acids)
Source: RefSeq, a predicted model, not a curated record
AUGGGCUGUCAGGCUACAAUAUACCUCGACACCUUCAAAGGUGGACGUCCAGAUCAAUAUGGUUGGAACGUGGCACGAACAAGCGGCGUGCGCAGUGUGUUUUUUGCUGCGUGCAUGCUUCAAUCGCAGAAUCAGCGGUGCGUGGGAUGCAAUCCUAUAUGGAAGUGUUUGCGGUCGAGAAACGAGCAAGGACAGGCAGGGGGUGGAACAGGGGAUGGAACUGGACGGGGUGCUGCCUCGAGACUGCGGAACAGGGACCUGGGGCCUGUAAUUGUGGUUGAGGUAUUGGAUAGCCAAAUGUUGGCGGACCUUCAUGGAAAGAUUGAAAGAUGUUUCAAGAAUCUUCCUCUGGUUAGCGAUAUUCACCUCAUUCUUCUAAUUUCAAAUUGGCUAACCUGUCGAACAGGUUCUAACAGCCAUCUCCCUCAUAUCCCAGUCCAUAUCCUAGUCUGUAUCCCAGUCCAUAUCCCAGUCUGUACCCCAGUCCUUAUUCCAGUCCGUAUCCCAGUCCCUAUUCCUCUUGACACCCCUCCUUUCAGCAGACACUAUAAAUAUGUCUUUCACAAACACAUCCCAAUCUUCCUUGAAUACAACAAAGAAGAUUGGGAUGUGUUUGUGAAAGACAUAUUUAUAGUGUCUGUUGAAACAAAGGGUGUCAAGAAGAAUAGGGACUGGGACAUGGGCUGGGAUACAGACUGGGAUACAGACUGGGCUAGGAGAGAGUUGGAAAACAAGUUCAUAGAAAUUCUGCCAGAGUGA